AUGAAGUACAUUGCUCUCCUCGCAGGCCUCAUCGGCCUCGCUGCCGCCCUCCCCAGCCCGUCUCAGUCCCAGCAACUCACGCGUGUCCACCGCCGCCGCCCUACCCAAGUCCGGAGCUCGAGCUUCAACCAGAAGCAAGUCUCGACCUCGGCCCUCGACGUCCUCAACUCCACACACACGAGCUACUCACUCAACUGGGCCGGUGCGGUGCAGGUCGGCAGCGGCUUCAAGAAAGUCGUCGGCACCGUCACGGUCCCCCAGGCCUCGGGCGGCUCCGGGGCCGCCGCCUCGGCGUGGGUCGGCAUCGACGGUGACACGUGUGGCCGGGCCAUCCUGCAGACGGGCAUUGACUUCUACGGCGACGGCCGCUUCGACGCGUGGUACGAGUGGAUUCCUGAUGGCUCGUUCGCCUUCCCGGACUUUGGCAUGAGCGUGGGCGACCAGAUUCGCAUGACGGUCGAGGCCCAUACGUCGACGUCUGGCGUCGCGACGCUGGAGAACCUGACCACGGGGCAGACCAUCUCGCACGACUUCACUAACCCGCCCUCGGAGCUGUGCGAGGAAAAUGCCGAGUGGAUCGUCGAGGACUUCAUCAUGAACGGCAAUCUGAUCCCCUUUGCCAACUUUGGAUCGGUUACGUUCACGGAGGCGAGCGCCGAGGGCUCGUCUGGCACGGUCACGCCUGCGGGUGCCCAAAUAUUCGACAUCAUCGCCAACAACAAGGUCAUCACGGACUGCAAGGCGAACGGCGACGAUCUGACUUGCGACUACACCGGCUGA
This is a messenger RNA of Purpureocillium lilacinum, 780 nucleotides long. RefSeq lists its product as uncharacterized. Gene Ontology annotation, molecular function: glutamic-type endopeptidase activity. Lineage: Eukaryota; Fungi; Ascomycota; Sordariomycetes; Hypocreales; Ophiocordycipitaceae. The record is from RefSeq and is a predicted model, not a curated record. Gene Ontology annotation, biological process: proteolysis.